Messenger RNA from Carlito syrichta (Philippine tarsier), 1120 nucleotides. It is a transcript of the gene ATXN10, whose product is annotated as ataxin 10. Bases 15 to 1100 code for a protein of 361 amino acids. Gene Ontology annotation, biological process: neuron projection development. NCBI's taxonomy places the organism in Eukaryota, Metazoa, Chordata, Mammalia, Primates, Tarsiidae. The transcript has 9 exons. Gene Ontology annotation, cellular component: cytosol. The record is from RefSeq and is a predicted model, not a curated record.
GAGAAACAGCACCCAUGACUAUCUUCCAGAGAAUCCUGGAUAUCUUAAAGAAGUCUUCUCGUGCUGUCGAGCUGGCCUGCAGAGAUCCACCAGAAGUGGAACAUCUGGAUUCUGCUCUACAGUUAAUAACAGAGAGCUUCAGGUGUCUCCGAAAUGCUUGUAUAGAGUGUUCUGUGAACCAGAAUUUAAUCAGGAACUUGGAUAUGAUUGGUAUUUCUGUUGAUUUGAUUCUUCUGUUUCGUGAACUGCGAGUGGAGCAGGAAUCCCUGUUGACAGCUUUUCGCUGUGGCCUGCAGUUUUUAGGCAAUAUUGCCUCACGGAAUGAAGAUUCCCAGUUUAUUGUUUGGAUGUAUGCUUUCCCAGAACUCUUUUUAAUGAGAGAACUGGAAGAAAACCUCAAUAUUGCAAUUGAUGUCAUAGGUGCUCACCAAAAGCAGCCUGGAUCAGAAUGGCCGUUCUUGAUUAUUACAGACCACUUUCUGAAAAGCCCGGAAUUGGUGCAAGCCAUGUUUCCCAAACUGAGCAAUCAAGAAAGGGUUACAUUAUUAGAUCUUAUGAUAACCAAGGUAGCGUGUGAUGAACCACUGACCAAGGAUGACAUCCCUGUGUUUUUAAAUCAUGCUGAGUUGAUUGCAAGCACCUUUGUGGAUGAGUGCAGGGCAGUACUCAAGUUGACCUCUGAGGAACAUACUGAUGAUGAGGAGGUAUUGGCUACAAUUAGGCUUCUUGACGUCCUGUGUGAAAUGACUGCUAAAACUGAGCUGCUCGGCUAUCUACAGGUUUUUCCUGGCUUGCUGGAAACAGUGAUCGAUCUUUUACGAGUGAUUCACGUAGCUGGAAAAGACACUGCAAACAUCUUUAGUGCCUCUGGUUGCGUGAAAGCAGAAGGUGAUAUCUCAAAUGUGGUUGAAGGAUUUAAGUCUCAUCUCAUUCGUCUGAUUGGAAAUCUGUGUUACAAGAAUAAAGAUAACCAAGACAAGGUAAAUGAGCUGGAUGGCAUUCCAUUGAUCCUGGACAGCUGCACCAUAGAUGACAAUAACCCCUGUAUCCUUGCAUGUGAAUCACCACUCACUAGUUCACAACUGGGGGUCUUGGGGUAACAGUCCUUUCCCUGAUGUUC